AUGUCUUCUGCUCCAUUAUUACAAAAGGCUCCAGGGAAGAAGAUUGCAUUACCUACUAGAGUUGAACCAAAGGUUUUCUUUGCCAAUGAGCGUACUUUUUUGUCAUGGCUAAAUUUUACUGUCAUGUUGGGCGGUUUAGGUGUUGGGUUAUUGAAUUUCGGGGACUCCGUUGGUAGAAUCAGUGCUGGUCUGUUUACAUUUGUUGCCAUGGGAACCAUGAUAUACGCAUUAGUCACAUACCACUGGCGUGCCGCUGCAAUUAGGCGUAGAGGUUCGGGGCCAUACGAUGACAGACUGGGUCCAACAUUACUAUGUUUUUUCUUGUUGAUUGCAGUUGUUGUAAACUUUAUCUUAAGAUUGAAGUAUGGUAAUGACACAGCAUAG
This is a messenger RNA of Tetrapisispora phaffii CBS 4417, 384 nucleotides long. RefSeq names its product Vtc1p (gene VTC1). The record is from RefSeq and is a predicted model, not a curated record. NCBI's taxonomy places the organism in Eukaryota, Fungi, Ascomycota, Saccharomycetes, Saccharomycetales, Saccharomycetaceae. Gene Ontology annotation, cellular component: vacuolar transporter chaperone complex; fungal-type vacuole membrane. The transcript has a single exon. The coding region runs from base 1 to 384 and encodes 127 amino acids.